GCGCAUGUGCGAAGCCUCUACGCCGGGGUGGCGCUACGUCGCCGCGGGGCCCGUGAUAUGGAGGGGGCGGGGCCAGGGGGCGAUCAUACCUCCCUCCCAGCCUCACGGGGCGCUGCCUGGCGGCUAAGCCCCGCCCCCGCGGCUAAGCCCCGCCCCUGUGGGGGGCGGGAGAGUUGUGAUACAAAACGCGCCGCCCCACAAGCGCGCGGGGCAAUGCGGGGCCUCGCAGCCCCACCCCCUGGGGAGCCUCCCGGGAAGCGCCUCGCCCGGCCCCCUGUUCAGCCGGGCACGCGCUGCCUGGGCCUCCGCGUGCGCAGGGGCCGGGCCCCAGGGCGCGGCCAGGUGUGCGCCUCUAGCAGAGCCCUCUACAGAGGCAAGCGGGGUGAGAACCGUGGGGCCUUGUGGGUGGUUUCACUCGCCCCUUUUAGACGUUCCCAGGCUAGAGAGCAAGUAGUUGGCAGCGCUGGGCUCAUUGGAAAAUGGGGGGUUUGUCAGUGGUUGAGCUCCUGGAAGUGCCCAGUAGUAUGAAAAGCUGCACACGCUGUUGCAGAUCAGGGCCCGCCCUAUACCGCGGGGGCAGUGGCCUAUGUGGAGGCUACAGCUGUCAUGAAGCUUCCAGUGGGAUAGCUUUCUGGUAACAAAAUUACUGCACGACCCCAUGCCACAAGGGCUCCCACAAAGUUAAGUGGCUUGGACUUCAGUCCCGCGGGGCUCGGGCUUUGGCAAGGCUGGUAUUAGACUCACUGCGUAGCAGGGCAGAAACCCUGAGCCCAAGGCCUCUGGGGAUGAAGCCCUCUGGCUUCAGCUUUCUGACCUGGACCCCAGCGAGUCUAAUGCCAGCCCUGGUGAUCCCAUUAAAAUGAACUGGCAACCUACUUUGGGGUCCUGACCCACAGUUUGAGAAUCUCUGAGCUACAGGAUCUAUCUGCUCUAACUAGAAAGCCAUUUGCAUCCAAACGGACCGUUGCAUGCUGGAACGUCUUGUCUCUAAGGCUGCUCAGAUCUCGAUGAAGCAUUGCAUGCUGAGACUGAGCAAGAGUUAAUGGUUUUGGCCAAUGGCUGCUUCAGGAAAGGUGGCUGCUUUCCGUCUACCACCUCUGCCAACUGUUAGAGAGAUUAUUAAACUGUUUAAUCUCCGAGCACAAAAGCAGCUAUCCCAGAAUUUUCUCCUGGAUUUGAGAUUGACAGAUAAGAUAGCUAGACAGGCUGGCAAGCUGAAAGAUGCCCAUGUCUGUGAGGUGGGCCCUGGGCCAGGAGGAAUUACAAGAUCCAUUCUGAAUGCUGAUGUUGCUCAACUCCUGUUAGUUGAAAAAGAUACUCGAUUUAUUCCAGGACUGCAGAUGCUGUCUGAAGCAGCUCCGGGAAAAGUGCACAUUGUUCAUGGGGACAUUUUGACAUACAAGAUGGAGAGAGCUUUUCCAAAACACCUUCAAAAGAAGUGGGAAGAUGAUCCACCAAAUGUGCAUAUCAUUGGAAAUCUGCCAUUCAGUGUUUCAACUCCUCUAAUCAUCAGGUGGCUUGAAAAUGUUUCCAAUAGAGAUGGACCUUUCGUUUAUGGCCGAACUCAGAUGACUUUGACUUUUCAGAAGGAAGUAGCAGAGAGGCUCACAGCCACCACGGGAAGCAAGCAACGUAGCAGACUGUCCAUCAUGGCUCAGUAUCUCUGCACUGUUCAAAACCGGUUCACAAUUCCAGGCCGAGCCUUUGUUCCAAAACCAGAGGUGGAUGUGUCAGUAGUGCACUUUACCCCUUUGGUGCAACCAAAGAUACAGCAACCCUUUAAGCUGGUGGAAAAGGUCGUUAAAAGUGUUUUUCAGUUCAGAAGAAAAUACUGCUGUCGGGGAGUGGAAAUCAUGUUUCCAGAAGCUGAACGCUUGAAAAAAAGUGAACAGAUGCUGAUGUUGGCAGAUGUGGAUCCAACUCUGCGUCCAGCUCAGCUCUCCAUUUUACAUUUUAAAAACCUGUGCAAUGCAUACAGGAAAAUGUGUGAUGAAGACACAAGCCUUUUCAGUUACAACUACAGAGAAGAACUGAAGCAGAAGAAGAGAACUCGAAAAAAAGGACACUUGGAGCAGUCUGAAAGGGAAGACCAGCUCUAACGCGUCAGACUGUGCAUCUAAAAAUAAAGUUGUGUGCCUAAUUGUUUUAGUAAAAGGAGACUGUUUUCAAGAUUACAUACACACACACCUUUAUUUUUGUUGAAAUACUGGGGGAGGGGCCAUUCCUAUCUUCCUUAUUUAUUUCAUUCUGCUUAGCAGGUUAAGGAUCCCAUGUUUGGUGUAUCCUCCACUCUGGUCUCUAACUUUACCUUGCUGAAUGCAGGCCUCUCUGAAAUUAAUAGGAGUUUUUUGUAUGAGUGAGUCCUUAAAGUAAAAUUUUACUGACUAUUCCGGCAUAACAAAUAUGUGAUAGUGUUUUUCUCCUUAUCCUGGAACACUCUACUGGGCAGAAAUCUUGUAUUAAUGCACUCAAGCAAAUAGCUUCAAGAAUGAUUAAGAGUAUUAGCAGGCCUUCUGUGCACUUUUUUUAAUCCCAAACAAAAGAACUCUGUCUUGAAAGCUCCAGUAGGAGAAAGCUGCAAAUAAAGCAAGAAACUAGACAGAAUGCUCAUUUUCCUUUUACUGUACAAGUUGGUAGAGAAAAUAAAAAUACAAUCAAAUAAAAGAUUACAGUACAA
Molecule: messenger RNA, 2677 nt
Organism: Chelonia mydas (Green sea turtle)
Lineage: Eukaryota; Metazoa; Chordata; Testudines; Cheloniidae
Gene: TFB1M
Product: transcription factor B1, mitochondrial
Exons: 8
Coding region: 1056-2099 (347 amino acids)
Biological process (GO): rRNA methylation; transcription initiation at mitochondrial promoter
Cellular component (GO): mitochondrial matrix
Molecular function (GO): rRNA (adenine-N6,N6-)-dimethyltransferase activity; mitochondrial transcription factor activity
Source: RefSeq, a predicted model, not a curated record